This is a messenger RNA of Ostertagia ostertagi, 291 nucleotides long. The record is from the annotation of a GenBank genome assembly. NCBI's taxonomy places the organism in Eukaryota, Metazoa, Nematoda, Chromadorea, Rhabditida, Trichostrongylidae.
AUGUUCCAAACCCCAAUUGUGCCCGAGUUAACAGUGAAAAAUCGUGAUUUUCACAUGUUUGAUGUGAUGCUACGUGGUAAGAAAGCCGGAAUUCGGAACGCUCAGAAUUUCACUGACGAAGAUCUCGAAGCAUGGAAACAUCCUCCCACGCUCAUAAUUUGGGGAGAUGAAGACCAGUUUCUCGUCAAAGAAGGAGCAAUAGCGAGCCUGAAGUAUUGCCGACACGGUCAGCUGAAGUUCAUCGAAGGGUGCAUCACACUGGGUCAUGCAGGACGAGCCGUCUCAGGUUAA